This is a messenger RNA of Rotaria sp. Silwood1, 1290 nucleotides long. Lineage: Eukaryota; Metazoa; Rotifera; Eurotatoria; Philodinida; Philodinidae. The record is from the annotation of a GenBank genome assembly.
AUGGCUGCUGCAAAUAAUACAGUCACUAGAAAACACGGUGAUAAUUUGGAAACAUUUUCUCUUCUUUGGCUUGAUGCAGAAGUCAAUACAAAAGAAGAAAAUAGGCGUGCUCAAAAGCGACUUCGUUCAAUCAUCAAUUAUCUCAAAAUAUUUCAGGAUCAAAAUGAAUGUCAACAAUAUAUUAAGUCUUGCUCUGAACAAGAUCGAAUCGUUCUUAUCAGUAGUGGACGAUUAGGCAAGGAAUUAAUUCCUCAGAUUCAUGAUCUUCGGCAACUAUCUGAUGUUUAUAUCUACUGUUGGGACAAAAAAGCAUAUAAACAUUGGGCUAAACAGUUUAGUAAAAUAAAAGGUGUCAUUGUUUCACUUGAUGAUCUCGUUCAACAAAUCACAAUGGAUCAAAAAGAUCGAGGAAAAGUAGAAGAACCAAUGUCUAUGAAUAUUUACAAUGCUAGUGGUAAUUUAGAUAAGACAACAACUGAACUCAAUGGUCAUUUUAUUCAUUCUCUAUUAUUGAUUGAUGUUCUUAUUAAAAUGAAAUCUAGUGACGCUGACAAGAAAAAACUUAUUCAAUUUUGCAAAGAUGAAUAUUAUGACAACGAACCUCAACUGGCCGUUGUUGGUGAAUUCGAACGUGACUAUAAAUCUAGAAAAGCUUUAUGGUGGUAUACUCGUGAUGCAUUUGUAUACAGUAUGUUAAACAAAGCUUUACGAAUACAGAACACUGAAUUAUUACUAUUAUUUCGUUUUGUAAUUCGUGACAUUUAUCAAAGACUAAAAAAAUAUCAAUGUGAAAACCUUGUGACUGUGUACCGUUAUCAAGCUAUGUCUAUUGUUGAAUUGAAUGAUCUUAAAAAAUCGAUCGGUCAAUUCAUCUCAAUUAAUUCAUUUUUUUCGACUAGUGCUGAUCGUGAUGUAGCAUUGAGAUUCUCGAAUCGUUCGACCGUUUCAAAUGAUUUACAUCGAAUAUUAUUUGAGAUUGAAGCUGAUCCUCAUGUGGUUAAAUCAAAGCCAUUUGCUGAUAUCACUUCACUCAGUUACUUCCGUCAUGAGAGUGAAAUAUUAUUUAUGGUUGGAUGUAUAUUUCGUUUGACCAAUAUUUAUCGAGAUGAUAGUGAAAAAAUUUGGAUAAUUAAAAUGCAGUUAGCGGAAAAUAAUGACGAUGAUUUGAAGAAGCUUUUCGAUCAAUUGAAAUCAGAUUAUGGAGUUGACGAGAACGAAACAGAUCUUCAAACGUUCGAUGGUACUGUUCCAAUAGAACUUCUCUACCAAUAUAAAGCUUUAACAGGUUAG